This is a messenger RNA of Acanthoscelides obtectus, 201 nucleotides long. The record is from the annotation of a GenBank genome assembly. Lineage: Eukaryota; Metazoa; Arthropoda; Insecta; Coleoptera; Chrysomelidae.
AUGUUGAAAGGGUACCAAAUACGUUGUCCUAACGGCGUUUGUCCACCGCCGCCGUCACCGUCACGUCACCGAGAACUAGAUGACGGCGCCGAAGAAGCGGUACAUACAUUUACAUUACAUUACUUAGCCGCGUGUCCACCGCACAUCCGUCACCCGAGCGCCGUCAUCCCGGCCGCCGAAAUUGCGAGUAGAUCGGCGUGA